Messenger RNA from Harpia harpyja (harpy eagle), 3930 nucleotides. It is a transcript of the gene MPPED1, whose product is annotated as metallophosphoesterase domain containing 1. The transcript has 8 exons. NCBI's taxonomy places the organism in Eukaryota, Metazoa, Chordata, Aves, Accipitriformes, Accipitridae. Bases 343 to 1251 code for a protein of 302 amino acids. The record is from RefSeq and is a predicted model, not a curated record. Gene Ontology annotation, molecular function: hydrolase activity.
AGGGCUUCUCCGAGGAGCGGGAGAGAGGCGGAGGGAGAGCCGCCGAGAGCCUCGCAGCUCCCCUUGCUCUGCCUCCGUGCUGCUCUGCCGGCGCUCGCCUGCCGCCGGGCGUGAGGAAGGGGGUGUGUGAAGGAUUCACGCUGAUUUCCGUGUAAUUUAUUGCGCUGUUAUUUGGUAUCCAGCACGCUCGGAGCAGUGGGGCAGAAAAAAAAGGCUAGGGACGUUUAGGUUUUUCAAAGGACAGUGUGCUGAGUAGGUAAGGAGAUGUCAUGGUCUUCUUCCGUCGAUGUAGGAAGAUAGCAGAUAUGAUCGCCUGAAAAAGCUGAACUACACAGUGCAAGCAUGGCUUUCGCCCAGUCGCACAUUAUGGCAGCUAGAAGGCAUCAGCACAGUAGACUUAUAAUUGAAGUGGAUGAGUACAGCUCCAACCCCACACAGGCUUUCACGUUCUACAACAUUAACCAGGGACGUUUUCAGCCCCCACAUGUGCAAAUGGUUGAUCCGGUGCCCCAUGAUGCUCCCAAACCUCCAGGAUAUACACGAUUUGUCUGUAUUUCUGAUACCCACUCAAGAACUGAUCCCAUCCAAAUGCCAUAUGGAGAUGUGUUAAUACAUGCUGGUGAUUUUACUGAGCUGGGACUUCCUAGUGAAGUAAAAAAAUUCAACGAGUGGCUAGGUAGCCUGCCCUAUGAAUACAAGAUUGUGAUAGCAGGAAAUCAUGAAUUGACCUUUGACCAGGAAUUCAUGGCUGACUUAAUCAAGCAGGACUUUUACUAUUUCCCCUCUGUUUCUAAGCUGAAGCCAGAGAGCUAUGAAAAUGUACAGUCUCUUCUAACAAACUGCAUCUAUCUUCAAGACUCUGAAGUGACGGUGAGGGGAUUCAGAAUAUAUGGCUCCCCUUGGCAACCUUGGUUUUAUGGCUGGGGCUUUAAUCUUCCACGAGGCCAAGCACUAUUAGAGAAAUGGAACCUUAUUCCAGAUGGAAUAGAUAUUCUUAUAACACAUGGACCACCUCUCGGUUUUCUAGACUGGGUUCCUAAGAAAAUGCAACGGGUAGGAUGUGUUGAGCUGCUGAACACUGUCCAGAGACGAAUACAGCCAAGGCUUCAUGUUUUUGGACAUAUCCAUGAAGGUUAUGGUGUCAUGGCUGAUGGAACUACUACCUAUGUGAAUGCAUCUGUGUGCACUGUGAAUUACCAGCCACUCAAUCCACCUAUAGUUAUUGACUUACCUACUCCAAGGAACACAUGAUUAUAAUGAGGAUUUAAAGUUGUACCCAACACAUUAGCAACUUUAUAUUGCUGGCUGAGAAUCCCAAUAGGGAACCAUUCAACAAAAAAGCAAAAACCUUCUUCUUUUUUCCCUGCUAGCUCUUCACAGAUAAAUUUUGAGUGACAAAAGUGGAUGAGAAACAAAGACAUUUUGGUGCCAGAAACAGAUUAAAGACUUUAACAUUUCACCAUUAAAAUAUUUGUGAACACAGAAAAGUGAAUGCAUUCCACAUAUAUAUAUACAUAUACAUAUAUAUAUAUCUCAAGUAGGGACUUUUGUAUAUACCGUACAUUAUAUUGGACUUAUUAAAAGAACAAUGUCUUUCAAACGAGUGUUUCUUUAAGAAAGUUUGCAGUUUAAACUUAAGUGUUUAGACUAGGAUUUCCUCAUUUCAGAUGUUUCCCAGUGAGCUCUUGGUAAAAGAAAAAUGAUGGUAAAGAUGUUUUCCCUUAAUUAACACAGCAAAUAUAAAAGAUGGUGCACGAAUGACCAGUCACAGGAGGAAAGCUAUUGCUUCAAGUCCUCCAGGUCUAAGUCUUUGCAUCUAUUCAAAACCAAUGCAAUAGAGGCCCUAAUUCACUGUACUGAAAUGAAGUUUUACUACAUCUGGCAUUACAGAUGGUAAGGGAAAUGGUGCAUAUUGCUGGCAUGCUGUAAACAGCUCAACAUUCAAGAAGGGAGACUGUGUUAAGUGCAGUAUAAACUCAGGAAUUUGUAACCUGGCCUCGCCUGUGAAAAAAAGGAUGACAUUUCCCUUAAAAAAACACCAGACACCCCCCUCCCCCCGUGUUUUCAUAUGGUAAGGCGAUAUGUGAUUGUAUGUAAAAAGAGAAAAAAAACCCACAAAAAACCCAGCCAAUGUUCAGUAGUGGUAUUUUAAAUAAAACCCACUGAGUCUAUUUGUUUAAAAUCCGUUAAUGGAACAUGCAGCCAGUGAUUAGAUUACUGGUUUGAAUUUGGCCCCAGUCAGAAGUGAUUAAAUGUCAUUAUGAUCAUUUUGUCCUUGAGGAACGUUACGGAUGUUGAGGGGAAGGGGUCAUCCCAAGGUGGAGUUUGGGCGUUCACUUUUGGGUAGCUAUGUAGUAGCAUAAGUGCGAUGAGUAACAAGUACACCCCAAUGGGUACAGAGCAGGGGUCACCUCACGGAACUUGUCAUUGCUGUUUGCCCGCUCAUGGACACCGCUGAGAGAGGCCCAAGAGAAAAUCAUCAGCCGAGUUGAAAUCCAUCUGUCGUGUUGCAUGUGAUGCCAGGCAAUGUGGGGGACGUGUCAGGAGCUGGUUGGGACGGCCAACUGCCAUGGUACUGCCCAUGCGGCUUUCCUGCAGGUUAACAGAGAUGUUGGAGCUGCUGGGAUUUCAGUCCCAUCCUAGGCAGAAACUUGAGAAUUGAUUACAAACCCACGAAAAAAAAAGUGCUUCAAAUGUGUCCUACAAGAAAUGGGUUUCUGCCUUGAACUAAUAAACAUCUCCAUGCUCAAAUAGGAGCCUUUUUGCCUUGAUGGAGAUAAUUUAACUAACUGCUGUAUUCUGCACGUGGACAUCCUGAAUUUGGGGCUCAUGGCAUCAAGACACUGAUCUUGUUCACACACAUUGAGCAGAUUAUCGCACUGCCAAUACAGGGUUGUUUGCGGGUCUGUGCAUAGCCCACAUCUGCGCAUAGCCCACAUCUGCAUACAUGCAUUGGAUCAUUGUGUAUGUUACUUUUUGCCUGAUACAUGGAUGUAAAUGUGAGCUUCAUGUAGCAGCUGCGUGUACGUUAUAUGCAUACCCAAUUUAAAAUACCUGUGUUGCAAAACAAGGCUAUGUCAGCCUCAACUCUAAGCAAGCUGGGCAGAAACAUUGCGUUUUGCUGGCUUCCCGUGGCAGCAGCUCUUCCAGCUGCUGCUGGGAGCAGUGACGUUGGAGCCCAGUAACUAACACAUGCUGUGGACCCACCAGAAACCACCAGACCACCAGAAAACAUGAGAAGUCACAGGUCUGUCAUUUCUUGUAAGCUGUUGGGUGACUUGGGGUCUAAACUAAUGUGCUGCUUUUUCCUGAAAUGAAAGCCUAAAACGAUCGGUGAUGCCUGCAGCUGGUUUUUGGGUGAAUAGUUCACAAGCACAUGAGCAGUCCGCCGUGAAUUCAGGUGGGGCCACUUUUGUCAAAACUAGUGGUGUAGAAAUUGCAGGAUCAGCUCCUAAAUCAGCAAGGACUGAAAUUCAUAGUUGAAUAUGAAUUCCCGCCAUCAUUGGGAAGAUGAGCAAUAGUGUGUAGUUAGAAUAAAAGUGUCUUAGCUAGUCACAAUUCAAGCGGUUUGCAACAAAUGUGACAGGAAAUUGGCUGUUCGUUAAAGUCUGAAAUGUUUACAUUCGCUCACGGCACUUAAGAGACUAAAAUGUUAAAGUGAGGGAAGAGGUCCUUUUAUUAGCCUCAACAAAAUUUCUAUGUCGACCAUAAACUAUUCUCUUAAAAAUAAUUUUUCCUAAGGUAUCUUCAAAAUACUGUGUAUUUUUAUGUGGAAAGGAUACGAAAGCAGCUGUUACUUCAAAAAUAUCAUUUAAAGUACUUGGGGUAUCAAAGCUUAAAGAUUAUUUAAUCAUUUUGGCAUAUCUUGAUUGUUGUUGUAAUUUUUGGUCAAGCAUGUUAGACAAAUAAAGUCUUAAAAAAACCAACAAA